Molecule: messenger RNA, 3843 nt
Organism: Puma concolor (puma)
Lineage: Eukaryota; Metazoa; Chordata; Mammalia; Carnivora; Felidae
Source: RefSeq, a predicted model, not a curated record
AUGCAGCUUAAAAUAAUGCCGAGAAAGAAGCGCUUACCUGCAGGCAGAGUGGCCCUGAUUCUCUUCCUGUGCCAGAUGAUUAGUGCACUGGAAGUACCACUUGAUCCAAAACUUCUUGAAGACUUGGUGCAGCCUCCAACCAUUACUCAACAGUCUCCAAAAGAUUACGUUAUUGACCCUCGAGAGAAUAUUGUGAUCCAGUGUGAGGCCAAAGGGAAGCCUCCUCCAAGCUUCUCCUGGACCCGAAAUGGGACUCAUUUUGACAUAGAUAAGGACCCUCUGGUCACCAUGAAGCCCGGCUCAGGAACCCUCACAAUCAACAUCAUGAGCGAAGGGAAAGCAGAGACCUACGAAGGGGUUUAUCAAUGUACUGCCAGGAACGAACGCGGAGCAGCAAUUUCUAAUAAUAUUGUUGUCCGUCCAUCCAGGUCACCGUUGUGGACCAAAGAAAAACUUGAACCAAUAACACUUCGAAAUGGCCAGUCUCUGGUCCUUCCCUGCAGACCCCCACUUGGAUUACCACCACCUAUAAUAUUCUGGAUGGAUAAUUCCUUUCAAAGACUUCCACAAAGCGAGAGGGUUUCUCAGGGUCUGAAUGGAGACCUUUAUUUCUCCAACGUUCUCCCGGAGGAUACCCGUGAAGACUAUAUCUGUUAUGCCAGAUUUAAUCAUACUCAAACCAUACAGCAGAAGCAGCCUAUUUCGGUCAAGGUGAUUUCAGUGGAUGAAUUGAAUGACACUAUAGCUGCUAAUUUGAGUGACACUGAGUUUUAUAGUGCUAAACCAAAUAGAGAGAGGCCACCAACCUUUUUAACUCCAGAAGGCAACACCAGUAACAAGGAGGAAUUAAGGGGAAAUGUCCUUUCGCUAGAAUGCAUCGCAGAGGGGCUGCCUACCCCGGUCAUUUACUGGAUAAAAGAGGACGGCACGCUACCCACCAACCGGACAUUUUAUAGGAACUUUAAGAAAACUCUGCAGAUUAUUCAGGUUUCAGAAGCAGACUCCGGAAAUUACCAGUGUAUAGCCAAAAAUGCAUUAGGAGCAAUCCAUCAUACCAUUUCUGUCACGGUCAAAGCGGCUCCAUACUGGAUCCUGGCACCUCAAAAUCUUGUACUGUCCCCGGGAGAGGAUGGGUCGCUGAUCUGCAGAGCUAACGGCAACCCCAAGCCCAGGAUCAGCUGGUUAUCGAAUGGCGUCCCAAUAGAAAAGCCCUUCAAAGAACAGGUUCCCCGACCGUGGUUGUAUGCUGGACACUCCAUCUUCGCUAAGUUUUCCCUCCCCAAGUAUGCCGAGGUCACCUCGAGCAAUACUGGCUGCUGUGUGCCACCUCGUGAGCCACCUUUCCUGGACCACUCCCGGCUUGCUCGCUCUCAAGCCAGCUUCCCUAGCCUGCCGCCGUGCCGCCCAGAACAGUCCCCCAGACUUCUUGAGCUGUGCACCUGUAGAUGCUUCCAGCAACGAGGGAGCGGUGGUGGGAGGGGGAGCGGUGGCGGAGAGGCCGGGUUGGCAAGGGAGAGCAGUCUGCUGCGGUAUACGGAGGCACAGAAUGGGCCUGCUGAGCCACCACGAAUCCUUACAUCUGCAAAUACACUCUAUCAGGUCAUUGCAAACAGGCCUGCUUUACUAGAUUGUGCCUUCUUUGGGUCUCCUCUUCCUACCAUUGAGUGGUUCAAGGGAGCUAAGGGUAGCGCGCUCCGUGACGAUAUUUAUGUUUUGCAUGAAAAUGGAACUUUGGAAAUUCCUGUGGCCCAAAAGGACAGUACAGGAACUUACACGUGUGUUGCAAGGAAUAAAUUAGGAAUGGCAAAGAAUGAAGUUCACUUAGAAAUCAAAGAUCCAACCAGGAUCAUUAAGCAGCCUGAAUAUGCAGUAGUGCAAAGAGGGAGCACGGUGUCCUUUGAAUGCAAAGUGAAACACGAUCACACCUUGACCCUCACCAUCACGUGGCUGAAGGACAACGGUGAGCUGCCCAGUGACGGAAGGUUCACUGUUGACAAGGACCAUUUGGAGGUAGCUGAUGUGAGGGACAGCGAUGGUGGGGCCUACACAUGCGUGGCCAACACAACUCUAGACAUGGUCUCCGCCAGUGCUGUGCUUAGCGUCGUCGCUCCUACUCCAACUCCAGCUCCUAUUUACGAUGUCCCAAAUCCUCCCUUUGAUUUAGAAUUGACGGAUCGACUCGACAAAAGUGUUCAGCUGUCGUGGACCCCAGGCGAUGACAACAAUAGACCUAUUACAAAAUUCAUCAUUGAAUAUGAAGACGCAAUGCAUGAGGCAGGACUGUGGCACCACCAAACCGAGGUUUCUGGAAUGCAGACCACAGCCCAGCUGAAGCUGUCACCUUAUGUGAACUACUCCUUCAGAGUGAUGGCGGUGAACAGCCUCGGGAGGAGCCUGCCCAGCGAGCCAUCUGAACAGUAUUUGACUAAAGCUGCAGAACCAGAUACAAAUCCCACGGCUGUGGAAGGACUAGGAUCCGAGCCUGAUAAUUUGGUGAUUACCUGGAAGCCCUUGAAUGGUUUCGAAUCUAAUGGGCCAGGCCUCCAAUACAAAGUUAGCUGGCGCCAGAAAGAUGGCGAUGAUGAAUGGGCAUCAGUGGUUGUGGCGAACGUAUCCAAAUAUAUUGUCUCAGGCACACCAACCUUUGUUCCAUACUUGAUAAAAGUGCAGGCCCUGAAUGAUGUGGGGUUUGCUCCAGAGCCGGCUGUGGUCACGGGCCAUUCCGGAGAAGACCUCCCAAUGGUGGCUCCCGGAAAUGUGCGUGUAAAUGUGGUGAACAGUACCUUAGCUGAGGUGCACUGGGACCCGGUACCUGUGAAAAGUAUCCGAGGACACCUGCAAGGCUAUCGGAUUUACUACUGGAAGGCACAGGAGGGUUCACUUAAGAGAAACAGACGCCACAUCGAGAAAAAGAUCCUCACUUUCCAGGGCAGCAAGACACACGGCAUGUUGCCCGGGCUGGAGCCUUUCAGCCACUACGCACUGAACGUGCGAGUGGUCAACGGGAAAGGGGAGGGCCCGGCCAGCCCCGACAGAGUCUUUAAUACUCCAGAAGGAGUCCCCAGUGCUCCGUCCUCUUUGAAGAUUAUUAACCCGACGCUAGACUCCCUCACUUUGGAAUGGGACCCACCGAGCCGCCCCAAUGGCAUUUUGACUGAGUACACCUUAAAGUAUCAGCCAAUCAACAGCACGCACGAGUUAGGCCCACUGGUGGAUCUGAAAAUUCCUGCCAACAAGACGCGCUGGACUUUAAAAAAUUUAAACUUCAGCACUCGGUAUAAGUUUUAUUUCUAUGCGCAAACAGCAGCAGGAUCGGGGAGUCAAAUCACAGAGGAAGCAGUGACAACUGUGGAUGAAGCUGGUAUUCUUCCGCCUGAUGUAGGUGCAGGCAAAGCAAUGGCAAGCCGACAGGUGGAUAUUGCGACUCAGGGCUGGUUCAUUGGUCUGAUGUGUGCCGUCGCUCUUCUCAUCUUAAUUUUGCUGAUCGUUUGCUUCAUCAGAAGAAACAAGGGUGGUAAAUAUCCAGUUAAGGAAAAGGAAGAUGCUCACGCUGAUCCUGAAAUCCAGCCUAUGAAGGAAGACGAUGGCACUUUUGGAGAAUACAGUGACGCAGAAGACCACAAGCCUUUGAAAAAGGGCAGUCGAACACCUUCAGACAGGACGGUGAAGAAAGAAGAUAGCGACGAUAGCCUAGUUGACUACGGAGAGGGGGUGAACGGCCAGUUCAAUGAGGACGGCUCCUUUAUUGGACAAUACAGCGGUAAGAAGGAGAAAGAACCCGCCGAAGGAAACGAAAGCUCAGAGGCACCUUCUCCUGUCAAUGCCAUGAAUUCCUUUGUUUAA